AAUGGAAUCGCCUUACGACAGUGAACGCAGCACACGUGACAGCAUGACAGCGCAGGCGGGGGACAACAUGGCCGUGUGCAUAGCAGUUAUCGCCAAAGAGAACUACCCGCUGUAUAUUCGCAGUCUGCCCACUCAGAACGAGCUGAAGUUUCACUACACGGUGCACACCUCUCUGGAUGUGGUGGAGGAGAAGAUCUCAGCCGUGGGAAAGGCUUUGGGGGACCAGCGAGAGCUGUAUUUGGGUCUGCUGUACCCCACCGAGGACUACAAAGUAUAUGGCUAUGUGACCAACUCCAAAGUGAAAUUUAUCAUAGUUGUUGACUCAUCAAAUACAGCGCUACGGGACAAUGAAAUAAGAAGUAUGUUCCGAAAGUUGCACAAAUCAUUUACUGAUGUCAUGUGCAACCCUUUUCACAACCCUGGGGACCCCAUUCAGUCCAAAGCCUUUGAAAACAUCGUAACUGGAAUGAUGGUGCAAACUGGAUGAAACCAGAUCCACUCUCCAUCCAAGCAUCCUAUGUACAUAAUACCCCUUAUUGUAUUUACAUGUUAUCUCAGUAAAUGAACUGUCUGGAAAAUAAAA
This is a messenger RNA of Thalassophryne amazonica, 583 nucleotides long. RefSeq names its product trafficking protein particle complex 2-like (gene trappc2l). The transcript has 5 exons. The record is from RefSeq and is a predicted model, not a curated record. Gene Ontology annotation, cellular component: TRAPP complex; cytoplasm; nucleus. Gene Ontology annotation, biological process: endoplasmic reticulum to Golgi vesicle-mediated transport. NCBI's taxonomy places the organism in Eukaryota, Metazoa, Chordata, Actinopteri, Batrachoidiformes, Batrachoididae. Bases 2 to 487 code for a protein of 161 amino acids.